Molecule: messenger RNA, 11698 nt
Organism: Hemicordylus capensis (graceful crag lizard)
Lineage: Eukaryota; Metazoa; Chordata; Lepidosauria; Squamata; Cordylidae
Gene: ELOVL4
Product: ELOVL fatty acid elongase 4
Exons: 6
Coding region: 130-1362 (410 amino acids)
Biological process (GO): fatty acid elongation, saturated fatty acid; sphingolipid biosynthetic process; fatty acid elongation, polyunsaturated fatty acid
Cellular component (GO): endoplasmic reticulum membrane
Molecular function (GO): fatty acid elongase activity
Source: RefSeq, a predicted model, not a curated record
AGUGCCUCGCGCGAAUAGACUGUGUUCUUAGUGCCCUGCCGCACGCGCUUGCGCCGGGCAGAGCGCCUUCUCUGGGAUGCCACCGGAGGAAAGUGCGGGGAGGGGGAGAGACUUGUCUGACCGCGUCACAUGACGCGAGCCCAGCUAAGAGCUCUAGGGACCAUCCCAAGGUGCCUGCCGCAGCCUCGGCGCCUGUUCCUCUCCCUUCUAAUCCCGAACCCUCCCUGCCCCUGGGCACGGGAGUCGUCUGAAGCGAGGCGGAGCCUGGAGAUAGAUACCCAGACUCAGAGAUUUAAAUUUCAUUCCCAGGUCGAACAAGGGAGCAGCAGCAGCAGCACCUCCGGCGCAGAGCUGCCGACACGCGCGUCUCCCCGACUCAGUCCUGCCGUCUCCUCCGGUGCUGCUCGCUCGGCCGGCAGCCCUCCAGCCAUGGGUCACUCCGUCGCCUCCGGAGAGCCGGGCCUCAUUGCCAACGUAGUGAACGACACCCUGGAGUUCUACCGCUGGACCUGGAGCAUCAGAGAUAAACGUGUUGAUGACUGGCCCUUGAUGCAAUCUCCAUUUCCCACACUAACUAUAAGCACUCUUUACCUCCUCACUGUUUGGCUCGGACCGAAGUGGAUGAAGACAAGAGAGCCUUUCCAGUUGCGCUCAUUGUUGAUAAUCUACAACUUUGGAAUGGUCCUACUUAACUCCUAUAUUUUCAAAGAGCUAUUUAUGGCAUCAAGAGCUCGAGGAUAUAGCUAUAUCUGUCAGACUGUGGAUUACUCAGAUAAUGAAUAUGAAGUUCGGAUAGCUGGAGCUUUAUGGUGGUACUUUGUAUCAAAAGGGAUUGAAUAUCUGGAUACAGUAUUUUUCAUCCUAAGAAAGAAAUUUAACCAAAUCAGUUUCCUUCAUGUCUAUCAUCAUUUCACUAUGUUUACCUUGUGGUGGAUUGGCAUAAAGUGGGUAGCAGGAGGACAAGCUUUUUUUGGAGCCCAAAUUAAUUCUUUUAUUCAUAUUGUUAUGUACAUGUAUUAUGGAUUAGCUGCCUGUGGCCCUAAAUUUCACAAGUAUCUUUGGUGGAAACGAUAUUUGACCAUAAUGCAGCUGAUGCAAUUCCAUGUGACGAUUGGCCACACGGCCAUGUCUAUUUAUAUCGAUUGUCCCUUUCCUAAAUGGAUGCACUGGGGUGUCAUUUUCUAUGCUACCACUUUCAUUUUCCUGUUUGGUAACUUCUACUAUCGGACAUACAAGAUGCCCAAGCAGCCCGUAAAGAACGGCAAAAUUACCAAUGGUGUUGUGGCAAACGGUAUAAGCAAACCAGAAAAUGGUCUAGUUGUGGAAAAUGGAAAAAAGCAGAAAAAAGCAAAAGGAGAGUAACUUGAUCCAGGCCUUAACCAAUGUUGGCAGUGAGGAGUCUCCAAUCUGGUUGUAAAAGAAAAAGAAACGUUAUCCUAUCUAUACCAAUUGACCUUUAGGUUAUUGAAGAGAUAGAACACAUUAUUUAUGAAGAUUGUUUUAACAACCCUUCAACUUAAAAUUUCUAUUGUAAUUAUGUAAUUAUUAAGAAUCUCAUGAUCUCUGUGUAAACUUUUAGACUGCUGGUGUUGGUAAUGUAAGAAAGAAUUGCUGAAAUGGCAUAUGUGUCAGUCUAGAGGUUAAUAUUUCAAUUAACCACUGACUUGUUGGAGCAGACAUUUCUUUGAACAAACAGAUAGCUUAUAAAUCCCUCUGAUUCUGCCAGAAAUUUUAAGACCAAAUAAUUCCCUAAUUAGAACAUGGACUUUCUCUUACCCUCUUUUAUCAUAGUUUUGUUUGAAUUCUUUUAGGCCAGAUUAUACUAAUUUUUCCUUCAUGCCUGUUACAAUUUCUCCUACUGUGUGGAAAUACACCUACCUCUUCUGCUGAAAACAACAUUUAACAUUAAAUAAUACUAAUUUCUGAAAUAUGGAGUCUACCAAUAUAAAUUUUGUUUUAUGCUCAGAGGAAAAAUUUUGCUUCUUGUUAAAAUGUAUUUUCAUUCCGUUUAAGAAAUCAUGGUAUUUCUCUUUCUCUAAAGAAAAAACAUGCAAGGUAUUUAUUUGAAACAAAGAACAAAUGAUGGCCUAAGACAACCCCUAUGUCUAAACUAUUGUUUGCUGUCUCCAGAUGCAUGAACCUAUGGUGCUAAUGCUUAUGGAAAUGAUUGAAUGUUACACUGAGCGAGGAACAAAGUACAGAACUCAGUUCUUAUUUUGCUAAUGGCCUAUUUAUUUAGUACCAGUCAUGUUAAAUGAGAAGAGCAACAAUAUAUCAGAAUAGAGUGUCUUGCAGUUCAGAGCCCUAAUCCAGUAGUAGGACAAUUUAGUCAUGACUAACUUGUUCCAUUGAGUUCAAUGGGGCUUAGCCAUGAUUCUCUCUAGCUGGAUCGGGUCGAAGGCUUAAAUGGCAUGAGUAAACACACUUAAGAGAUGUACUGUUGUGGACUGUUUACUCACAAGAUGGUUUUGUUUUUUAGUACUGUAAUAAUUGCAGACUCAUGAUCUGUUUAAACAAGUACUGUACAUAUACACAUGUGAUUGUUCCUGAAAGAGGAAUAUUGGCUGGUGAGAUUCAAUCUCUUCUGUACAAUCAGUUUUUCUAAUCUAAUUCCCAUGGCUGUUCUGCUCACCAUUCCUUCUGCUGCAUCAUUAUGACUUCUCUAAUGCUUUUUGUCAGAGUACCUCAAGGUCUUUUCCACCAUGAACACUACACUACUGUGAAGAAAGUACAAUAAAGAUUCAUCACUUGCACAGCCUUGAAAAUUGAUGGAGAGAGAAGUCAUUAUUUGCUCCAGCAUGGAGUGAUCUUGAGGCAAUGCUGGAACUAGAACUGAGGUCUUUAGAUUUCUCUGCACGAAUGCAAGAGCCAAUCCUCAUAUAUUUAUGAAAGAGAGACUUCUCACUAGCAGUGUAUUUCAUACCUUGAAAAUAAAGCUAUCUAGUAGAGACAGAAGUUCAUAGAAUACUCUGUUUUACGUUUACCCAUCUUGUAUCAGCUAUAAUAAACAACGGGAGAACAAAAGCCACAAAGUUCUGAUGUCUAUGACUUAAUGGUUUUACCACAAAUUCAGAUUUUCCCAAAACAUAACUUGAAAAAUUAAUAGAUAUCUUGUUACUGAGCAUAGUUACCUGUUAUCUUGGCUAACUGGUCUCCAAAAGUAACCCUAAGUGGAUGGUGAAAUACUGACUUGGAUUGCACAAGCAAAUCUAUCUGAUCUCAACUGGUCUGGGACCAUUAACUGCUCUGUUCCAUCUAAAGGUUUUCUAAAAGAAAGCACAAAAGAGGAGGUUUCCAUAAGGCAACAAACAUCCAAGCAAAUCUAAGCACUUUGAAAUCCAAUUGGUUUCAUUUGGGGAGAAUUAAUGAUGUGCUUAGUCCCUCUUUUGAAUUAAAUGGGACUUGCAUGUGUUUAAAUAAUGGCUGAAUUGUGCCUUUAAUGUGUGGAGACAAAGGCUGACAUGAUGUUCAUUGUCACAAUGGUGUGGACCACACUGGGGCUGCUGCAGGCACAUAACGCAGUCCCAACGCUGUUGAGGCAUGAGCAGUAGCAUGAUCAGGGCUGUCGCAGAUAUUCCCAUUGUGGUGAAUGGAGUAUCUGCAGCAGCUCUGACUGUGCAAUCACUCAUCCUCAACCACAUUGGGGCUGCCUCACGUGACUGCAGCAGGCCAGACAGCUCACAGCAUUUAUAAGACACUGCACAUCAUGUCGGCCACUAAAUAUUUUUUAAAACUUGUCUGCAUAUGUAUUAAUCCUGUUUGUAGCAUAUCAGUCAUUCAGCACAGCAUGUGAUAUUCUGUGGUAAUCCAAACCACAUAAACUAUUUGAAUCAAGAUGUAGAUGACCUUAGCAUUUUUAUGCUUAUGGUGCUAUUGAGAAAUAGUUCUUCUGUUACAGGGCUAGUAUGAUUUUUACCACACCUUUUGAUGCAGAUUUCAUGAGGCAUAACAUUUUACAUACUUAAGGCCUAUGUAUUGUGUGUGGUAGAGAUUCAUAUCCAUGAGAAUCCAAGCUAACCCAGUUGUGCAAUUCCAGCAGAAUAUCCCUGCUUGGAUUCUGGGUUAUUUGUUGCUUGUGAACAAGGGAGUUGUUGGCAGUGGAGCCCAAUCUGCCACAGCUGAGUAAUAAGUAUUUCUCAAUUCAAAUUGCACCCACAGGCAGAUCUGGAUCUAGAGCUUCCCUGGCAUGCUAGUCAUUGUGGCAAAUGCUAUUCGACAAGUGGCAGAGAUUUAGGGCUCUUUUCACACACUGCAUUUUCUGCACAGAGAUGAACUGCAUUAUAAUACAUGGCUGAUGGCACAGUUUUCUUUUUCUGGCACAUGCUCAUAAUUUGGAGAACCACUGCAUUUAUCGGCUUCCUAAUCUAUGCUCAUGUGGCCAGAGAGCCAUUAUUGCAGCUGUGUAGCUCAGGGUUUCUUAACCUUGGGCCCCCAGAUGUUGAUGGACUACAACUCCCAUCAUCUCCAGCCAUGUCCAUUGUGGCUGGGAAUGUUGAGAGUUGUAGUCCAUCAAUAUCUGGGGGCCCAAGGUUAAGAAACCCUGGUGUAGCUGUUUAUCUCUGGGUCAAGAAAACAGUGUCCUGUGACCCUAUGUGAGACACCUGAGUGUACUUCUCUUCUGCAGAUGAUUCCUAGACUUUUAAUUGCAUGCUUCUUUGUAUGGCUGAAGAUGGAAUAUAUUUUAUAUCUUUGUGAGGUUUGGGGGAACAGUGUGAGAAAGCAGCAUGGUUAUAAGCGGAAUAUUUCUUAAUGCCUUUCUGGCUGUAUUUUCUCCCGUCUCUGAGAGUCGCCUCUCUGUUCUUUCAUUUUGCAUUAUGCUUAGAAGUACUUUGUAUUUCUGUAUGAAGUAUAGAAAUUAAUCCCUAGGUAAGACCAGGAAAGACGCGCCCCCCCCGCCCUGCAACACACAUACAAGGAUCCGCUGCCCGUCAGUGAUCCAUCCAACACUGAGCUGGAUGGAUCAAUGGUCAGCUUGAGACAGCUGUAUGGCAGCUGUAUGUGUUCAUAUGCUAAACUGUAUAAGGAACUGCUUAUCCCCAGAUUCACCAUAAUCAGGGCCUCAUGAAAACAAAAUGAUUUUCAUGCAUGAAUUUCGGUUCUGUAUAGGAAAACAACAUGAGGAGCUACAGUUGAAAAUGAAAGCCCAGCUUGUGACAGUUUUUCCUACUAUGUGGAUCCCUGAUUUUCCCUUUGAGAGGAAGUCCUGUUCCACUUUAUUCAAAACCUUAGAUUGCAUAAUCUCCAAUGGCAUGAUUAAAACAAUAUAAUUUAAUAUUAAUAUUAAUACACAUUUCUUAAUAAAAUGCAAAGUUGAGUAAUGUAUAGAUGAGUCAGUACUUCCAUUGGUAUUGAAUAUUAAAAGUAUAGGUAGCUUCUCCAAAAUAUUGCUGAAGUAGUGGGGGACGGAAACAUAUUUAAAGCUGGAAGUAAGAUUUUGUUACCUGAGAUUUUGUGCUCCUCAAAAUGUUAGCUAAUCAGAAUUUCAAAUGUCAAAGGUAUAUUUUGGAAAUAAUUUCUAGUAUCUUUAUCUAGAAGCUACAAACUAUUUUGAAAACUAUUAAUGAAGUAAUCCUCACAAAUCUCAUAAAACUGUAACCAUUGUAACAUUUUGUCUACUUCGUUAAAAAAAAGAAGGAAUAAUUCUUGUUUAAAACUUUAGCUCUCUGUCCAUAGAAGUCAUUGCUGAUGAAUCUCACCAAUCCUCCUUUCCAAUCAAGUGGGAGAGGGCAACAUGGGGCAGUAAAAUGAUGCAGGAGUGUUCCAGUUUUUCACUUUUCUUAGAUGAAGCAUCCUAUUAUGUCAGUCAAGUGUGUCAGAAUCAGUGCUUCUCUCUCUCUCUCUCUCUUAGUAAUGUUGCAAUUUGGGUGGGUGAGAUGGUUGAUAAAAGCUGAUUGCAUGUCACAAUAUUUUGCAUAUAUUACAAGUGCAAACAUCAUGAAAGCCCUUUUCAGAACUGUGUGAGAUAUAAAAUGACACGUUGUCUUUGUUAUACUGCCAACCUGAAAUAUGAUGUGUCAGAGUCAUUAGUGAAAAGUUCUCAGGAUUUUUAGAUAUCUGAAAUGUCAUCAGUGGAGCUGUAUUCGUACUAAAAGGACAUUUGACAUGUUUUUCUUGUCCCCCUAACAUUCAGAAAUGUAGCUGGUUUGCGUGUACAAGUAUGUGCGUGAUUGUUCUAUGUGCCAAUGUCCAGCUAAAGUAAGGAGACUGUGAACUGUAUUUUUUUAAUGGCCACUGGUGUUUAAUUUUCAACCAUUGCUUCUUUUUUAUUCUAAUAGUUACAUCUAAACCAAUUCCAUUCAACUGAUGUUCACACUGCUAUAUUCUGUCACAACUGUAAUAAGUUUUUGCAGCGACACUCCUCAAGCUGGAGGUUUUGAGAGAGAGCUGGAGGAUAUCAAGUUGGGAAUCACACUCUGUGCUACCAUCUGGAACAUGUUUUGGAUAAUGUUAAGAGUCUCUUCAUGCACAGCCCUCAAGAGUGGGUGGGGAAUAUUCACACCAUUGGCCCUCCUUUAAUGGUUGUGAUAUACACAUGCAUUCGAUUACCAUGUCGAGAGAGCUUCUUAGGGAAGCCGCUUCCCUGUGACCAUGUAUAUUAGGGCAGAGUGCAGACAGAGGUCUAGAGAUCUUCAUGGCCAUCAGUGCCAUGGUCCAAAGCAGGGGUUCCCAACCUUGGCUCUCUAGAAAUUGAUCGGCAACUGCCCGCUUUGGCCAAUGGGCCUGGCAAUGACAGGAGUUGUCGCCCAGCAACAUCUAGGUACCCAAGAUGGGGAACCCCUUGGUCCACAGGAUAGGACCCAAAGAGUGCCCUUUGUACAUGCAAGCCACUUCCAUGUAUACACUAGAACUUUGGUGUUUUCUUUUUUUCAGCUGCAGCUCCUCAUGUCUUGAGCUUGGACUCUCUGAAGGCCACACUUUGGUUUCUAGCAAAAUUCCAGGCCUUUUUGCAUAUUUACAGAAGGCAAAAGAUCUCAGCCCUCAUGACUGCCAAUUCAAAAAACAACACUGAUUUGACAGAUCCUCUUAAAAAUUUAAAAGUUAAAGAUGUCUUAGGUACAAGCAAUUUUUUUAAAGUAUGAAAUUGCUGCUGCAAAAAAUAAAUGCAACAGUGCAAAAGCAUGCAAGGACAUUUAUGAAAGUCUGUCCUUUUGUAUAAUGUCAAGAUAUCAGGUCAACAAUUAGGAUUGAGGUAUGCAGGAUUUUGAAAAUCUUGUUUGUUGUGGAAUUCUAGGCCUCAACAGUGUUGCCCUGGACACUGGCUGUAGUCAGUAGAGACUUCUUGACUCGCAGGCAGGUUUUGUUUCUGAUGCUUGUCUCUCAUAUUCUAGCAGCUAUAUAAUUGUGCCUUGGGUUAAUAAUAGGCGAGCCUGCUGUAUUUAAUUUAGUAAAUGGAAGAUGGGAUACUAUGUAAGGUGUUUUCUAUGGAAAUUUGCAAAUCCUAAUAUCUUUUCACAUACUGGAGAAAAGCAAUGAUUAGAAGAGAUACUGUCAUGACUGCUUGUUUGGCAAUGGGACGCAGGUCUUUUAUCACAUUCCACAUAUACCCACUAAAUGUAGUGGAAUCUUAUGAAAACAAAGAGUUAGAGCAGAACUGGACUCUACCCCAUUUGUUCAUUGAUUGCACAGAAAAAUACCGAAAGCAAGUUUCUAGUAUUUGGGCAACUGGAUCUAUUGGGAGACUGUUGUUUGGUUUGCCACAUUUGCCAGCACUUAAGCCAAAGAAAAUGUUAUUACAAGUUAAUUAAAGACAUUUUCAUGGUGCUAAGGGGCUAAUUGCAGGAUGUGGGCUUUUGAACAACAUUGCUGAAUGUGGAAAUGCAAAAGCACCAUGUGAAAACAACUUAAGUGAUGGAGAAAGGACCCACAGUAUUCUUCCUAUAAUAAGGAUAGAUAGGUAUGGUACAUAUGUCUUAAAUAUUAUCAUGAAAGCACAUUAAAUAUUACCAUGAAAGUUAAAACCAGGGACAUUACCUAAAAUAUAUAUUGCAGUUGAUUUGGGGUUCCAUUGCUUAUCUAAAGCAUUUUUUUAAAAAGUAAAGCUGUAUUCCUUCAUAUGGACUACUGACUUUAAGUACUGUUCUUGUUCGUGUUUAUAAAGUGACCUACUGGCUACAUACCUGGAUGUUUAUGUAUGGAUAGUGUCACAUGACUGCAAAAACAUUUGCUGAUGUGAUAAGCACAGUUGUUAAGCUGCUGAACACAAUUAGCAUUACUCAUGGACUAUGCAUAUUGAAUCAAUAAGCAGUUUCAAGUAUCUGGGAUUGACCACCCCCACAAAAAAGCACCACUGGAACCUAUUUAGUCUUAGUAAGAAAAUUAGCUGUUUUGAACAUGAUAUGAUCAAAAUUACUAUGCCAUGUUCAGAGUCAUUAUAGUCAGUUAAGUGAAUAAUUGGCAUUAGUCAUGAUCUUCUCUCUUCUAAAGAGGCAUUAGCCAUGAUCUUCUCUUGAUCAACAUUCUAUUUGCAAUCCUGUCUCUGAUCCAUAAAAGAACUGCUUUUGUGAAACAAAAUAAAAAAUAACAUAUGGACAGGUGAUCAUCAGCCCUGGCAAAAAUGAAAAUUGUCAGUUAUUAAAUUCUUAAUGUUUACUCUUGUUCAUAGAUACCUUGAGGGAGUCUACAAACAAUAUAGAUAAUUAUUUUUGCUAUUUAUUUAUUAAUGUAUAUACUGUAAGAAGAUAUUGUUCAUGGACUUGCUGUUUUGCAAAUUGUGUAUGAAGAUGAGGCCCCCUGCCUUAGCUUGCUUUCUAACUCUGGGCUCCACAAUCUCCUUGCACUAAGGACAGAGUGUAAUCCUGUAUGUCCAUGAUGUGAAACCUAAGAAAAUUGGUUUGUAAUUCCUUGUAAAACUUUUUUGAAAUUUUAAAAUGCUUUUGAGAGGGAAAUUUUCUCCAUGUGCUCCAUCGGCCAUAAUGUGCUAUUGGCCAUCAAGCAAAUGGAGUGUCCCAGCAAAUGAGCUUGAUAGAUUGCUAUCAACUAGUUUGGGUAUAUUAAAUGCAAAUACAUAGGCAUUUAAUAUAAGUAUACAAAGUACUUUACAAAAGGUGGGUGCCCUUAAUAACAAAGCAGACAAGUUUCCAGGUCAUUGAGAAAGACACAGCUAAAAUUUUGCAAGCUUACCUAUUUACUAAAAGAAUAUAACUGUGCUACACAAGACCACAAUUUUCUACUCUGUGAUAUCAAAAUACCAAUGUGUACUCAUAUGAGUGAUUAGAGCUAUGGAACUGAGUGCUUACUGAACUAAAUAUAUUUGUUAGAGUUUAUAAUAUUUAGAAUAGUUUAUAAUAUGCUGGUGUGAUCUGUCAAUGCUUGUUAAUAAAGAAAAAUGAAUAAGAAACCUUUCUAAACUUGUUACUUCCAUUUUAGGAAAUCACCCAAAACAUUAUUUGGGGUUGUUUAGGAAGCAUCCAUAUCCUACUGAGGAUAAAGUUAGUUGUAUCCUAAGGUGUCAUGCCUUGGGGCAGUCCCCCGCCACCCACCGCAGUCUCUCCCUCUAGGCACAGACCCUCCAUGCUACAUGCCACCCUGUUCCAGAGCCCACCCCCCCAACUCUAAGGAGCAAAAGUUGGGGGGGGGCACAGGAGGCCACCGAGGGAAGGGUGGGUUGGAGAAAAGGACCUCUCACUCCUUCAGUGAAUGGAAUUUCAUCUGCUUGCAGAAUGUCACCUUAGGAUAUUACCUUUUGCUUUAUUUUGGAUUGUGCAAAGUACAGCAUGACAAUCUGACUUAUUUCCAUGAAAAAUUGGUUAAGAAGACGACUUAAGUUAGUCACUUUCCAGGGGGAACCAUCAUGUUUGUAAGGUAAAGGCAGGGGCAGGAGGGCAGAACCAAAGAAGAACUGGUGGGCAGGAGCAGGUGCUUAACUUUCCCUUCCCACCAAUUUACCCCUGCAGAUCUCCCUGCCAGGUCUGUUUUAACUGAUUUCUCCCCAGCCAGGCUCUAAAAGCAAACACAGGUCCAGCUGUGUGGAAAAACCACCAGGCAGAAGGGAAUUUGCAGGAAUAAACUGGUGAGUGUCAGAGAGUUAAAUCCCAUCCACUGAUCCUCCUGUAAGUGCCUUCACUCUAACCAACACACACAAAAUAGCACAGUUCUACCCUCUGUCAGAAUUUAAUUGAUUUCAAUCUAUUUGAGGCCAAACUGCACAAUAUCAAAGUGUCAUUGUGCUGUUGUUCUUUUAAAAUAGCCACAGGGAAUCCGAUCUGGAUUGGGCCUACAGUUGUGGGGAGGGGUGAUUUUUGUUAGAUUCACAGUAUGGGGGGAUGAUUAAAAAUAAAACAACGCUCUCCCCACACCACAGACCUGAUCUGGUUCAUACCUUACACUCACAGUUGCUAUUGUGCGUGGGGUGGGGGACCUCAAAAGCACAGUGACUCUGUGUAUCCCAUCUAUUCUCUUAUGCCCAAUUACCUUUAGCUGCAUGAGGGCUAGCAGGUUUUUCCUCUUACCAAUAGAUUUCAUGAGAAUUUGCAGUACAACUCAAUCCACAUAUUUAUUCACUGGGUUUUUAGAAAGCUGAAUCUUUUGAAAUGAAUAGAAUUAUUAUUAUUUUUUGGAAGUAUGAUGUGGAAUUAUUAUUUAAUCUUAAUAUUUGAGUGGUUAAAGUAAAAGCAAAAUAUGAAAACUGAGGCCCUUUCAUACCAAAUGCAAAGUGCACAGUAAGCAAAGGCACUGUUACCCCUGGAUUUUGGGGCUGAAGUCCAGGGCCUCCAUAUCCUCUGGAGGUCCCAAAUCCUCUUCAGUCUGUCCUGGGUGGUAUGAUUUGUGUCCUCAAGAACCUACGUGUAAAAAAAUGAUGCUUAACUUGUAGUGUCAGAGGGGGGGUGGUGGAAUCCAAAAGCCUUUAGGUCCUGGCUCCAAAAUUACCUAGGUGCACCUCUGACCUAAGCACAGAACCGCAUUAAUUAAAGGCUCCUGAGUUAUUUGGAAUACAAUCUUCUCAGUGCAUGAUAGCAUACCUAAUCCUUUCUUCAAUACAUGCGUAGUCAUUGAAAUUGUCUCCCUGUAUUAGAUGGAUCAACACCCAUACAAUGAUUCAUAUCAGCAAAUGAACCUUCCUGUACAGGUCUGUGCAUUUUACAGCCUAGAGCACCAUCUUAGAGCUCUUUAAAUCUGCUUACAGAGCACCUGACCCAAAGCCUAUUUGGAUCAGACUCAGGAAACUGGAGGUGAAGGCACUGCAUUUGCUGAAAACUGUUGCCACAUGUGGCAUUAUUAUGUGGAACAGAUAUCAGGGCAUUUUCAUUUUCAAUUAUGUAAGCCUUUAAGUCUUUUUUAUAUUUUUAGGCUCAAGUAUUGCCUUAUGCAAGGUAUCUUCCUAUUUAUGGUUAGUAGCAAUAUAUGGUAUAAUGCUCAUAAAUUAAGGCGGGGAAAUUAAAAAAUGUAAUGGCCUGAUCCUGCUUCCUGUGGCUCCAAAGGGAGAUGGAUUAAACCAGUAGCUGCAAUCUCCCCUCAAAAAUCUAAUGCAUGUCUUCUGAAGAUUGUACAGAAACCUAGCAGAUACUGCUUCAAAUGUAAUAAUUCUUACUUUAGCCUUUUAGCAUUUGUAUGACUUACAACAUUUUUGCUACUGAAAUAUUUCCAUGGAUUGUAUUUGGGGAAUGGGGGUGGGGUUUUUAGGCUUCACUAUAGCCCUUUUUGGAUGUUAUGAAGAAGGACUCUUUAGAGCAGGCAUCCCCAAACUGCGGCCCUCCAGAUG